Hibiscus syriacus is the source of this 1471-nucleotide messenger RNA. RefSeq lists its product as uncharacterized. The transcript has 4 exons. The coding region runs from base 440 to 1003 and encodes 187 amino acids. Lineage: Eukaryota; Viridiplantae; Streptophyta; Magnoliopsida; Malvales; Malvaceae. The record is from RefSeq and is a predicted model, not a curated record.
AUAUUAAUGACUAGAGUCUGGAGGAGAAGCAUAACGUGGUUAUCAAGGGAAACUGAAUCUGUAUUUGUAUUUGGGUUUUGUGAGAUUUUGUGGGGCUUUUGAUGGGUUUGUUCUCAUUCUUCUUCUUUUUCAAGAUUUUCUUUCUAUUGAAUUGUUUUAGACAAUAAAACUUGGAACUUUCCGUCUGGGUUCCUUCACCAAUUUCAUUUCUACUGUGGGUUUCAUUUUUUUUUCUUCUUCAAUUUUCGAUUCCAAUUCCUUAGAUUUCUUAUUCAGACAAGGUGUUUUGAUUUGGACAUUGGAGUAAGGUUUAACAGUGAAAGUUUACUAGUUUCUUCAUGGAGUUCCGUUCCAGGAAGUGGGUUUUUUUUAGUUCUUGAAAAGUAUUUUCUUCUUUUUCUUUUUUGUGGGAUUUAUCUUGUGAGAGAGGAUUAAAAAUAUGUCUGGUGGGACACCAGUUGCUGGUGGAUAUAUGAGGCAAAGGCAUAGUCAAGGAUAUGGAUCAGGCAAUGAGGACCUUGAAGAUGAUGCAUGUUCUAGGUUACAGCCUCUGUCACCAGAAACUCUGAGAACUAGAACUUGGACUGAGAUUCUGGAGAAUUUGCUCUGGAUUGCUUCAGCAAUCUUCAUAAUCUACUUUGGUGAUAGGCACUCCAAUUUGAUAUAUCUGCUCUGGCACGACGAGCGAAUCAGAAGAAUGCCUUUGUACCUUGGCUUAACUGGAAUUGGAUUGGAUGUUGCCCUCUUCUUUUAUACAAGUAUGUUAUCAUGGAGUGUGAGAAGGUUCGACGAUAAGUGGGAAUUCUUGUGCAUCAUUGCUUUUCCAUUUCUUACCUUGCUCGGACUUGUCUCGUUUUGCUUGCUUUGCUUUGCGUUGUGGCCUAUUUGGGGUUUCUUGACCUUUCCUCUUCUGUUCACACUCUUUAUGGCUGGCCUAGUUCUAUACCCUCAUAUCAUGAUCGAGACAUUGAGGCCACAAAACGAUUCUUUCCGUAUAGACUAAGCAUUCCGGUAUAAAGACAGUACUGACUUACAUGAAGAUAGAAUCUAAACAGAUAGUUGGCAGCAUCAGCUAUUGCCUGGAAAGUGUUUCUUUUAGGAUUCUGACUUAGCUUCUCGUCACAGUUUCUCUCCUUUGGUGUGUCGAUGAAUGAUGAUGUGGCUGAUUGUCAUGAAUUAGACUCAUCUCUUAUACCUUGCCUCGAUAGUGCUUGAUUCACCUUGUUAUUGCAUCUUAGGAUUUCGAGUACAACGAUCGAAUACCAGAGGGAAGGUCUAUUUGACUGUUAAGUUUGAGUUCAUGUGAUGGUAUCGAGGUAUCGUUUGGAUAGAUAGACAUGAUUGUUCUUUCAGAUGAAAUUCUUUUGUAGUGAAGCACAUCUCUUUCCCUGUGUUUUCUUUUCCGAAACAAAGAGGAUAUAAUGGAACGAGUGUCAUUUUCUACUGCAGCAGUUUUAGCUCAUUUGUUAUU